CUUGAAAGAAACAACUCCUGUCAUAAAAUAUUAAAAAACUCCUAUUUUUAUAUGUCGAGGAGGGAGAGGGACCCGUUGGUCGUUGGACGUGUGAUAGGAGAUGUUCUUGAUAGUUUCACAAAGUCGAUUAACCUUACGAUUUCUUACAACGACAGGGAAGUUAGCAACGGGUGCACACUAAAACCCUCUCAGGUUGUUAACCAGCCUCGGGUUGAUAUUGGAGGUGACGACCUACGAGCUUUUCACACUUUAGUCAUGGUGGAUCCUGAUGCUCCCAGUCCAAGUGACCCUAACCUUAGGGAAUACUUGCAUUGGUUGGUGACUGAUAUUCCAGCGACCACUGGAGCACGUUUUGGUCAAGAAGUGGUGUGCUAUGAGAGUCCAAGACCAUCAAUGGGAAUUCAUCGAAUGGUUUUCGUGUUGUUCCGGCAGUUGGGUCGACAAACUGUGUACGCCCCAGGGUGGCGCCAGAACUUCAACACUAGAGACUUCGCAGAGCUCUACAACCUUGGGUCUCCUGUGGCCGCAGUCUACUUCAACUGCCAGCGUGAAAGUGGAUCUGGUGGACGACGGAGAUAAGAAGAAAGGCAUGUCGAUCAAUGGAUAGAGGCGAUUAUGUAAACACAUAUUUAAAGCAUUCACAGCAGUUUAUAAUAUGUGAAACAUUUAAAGAAGGCUAGCUAUAACAAGGAAGAAUACUUAUAAAGGAAUAACAACACUUUGAAGUACAAAGUUGUAACUUGGUAUAAGACUUUUUAUAAGAUUAUAAAUGAAAUAUGCCUCGUCUUUAUGUU
This is a messenger RNA of Helianthus annuus (common sunflower), 794 nucleotides long. Its product is annotated as protein HEADING DATE 3A. Bases 52 to 579 code for a protein of 175 amino acids. The transcript is spliced from 4 exons. The record is from RefSeq and is a predicted model, not a curated record. Lineage: Eukaryota; Viridiplantae; Streptophyta; Magnoliopsida; Asterales; Asteraceae.